UUCACGAUCCAAACAAGCCACAAUUUGCUCAUAUUUUGUGUGAAUCGCCAUUAAACACGUUAUUCGUUUGAAAUAGUACUUUGUUGAGGCGAAAUGGAGGCUGUUCCGCGGAUGCCGAUGAUUUGGCUGGAGCUGAAGGAAGCGGGGGAGUUUCAGUUCAGUCCUUCCGUCAGACAGUAUAUUCAAUUAAACUAUGGUGAAAAUCCAGAGAACUACAGUGAGUCAUUGAAGAGGCUGGAGCAACUUAGGCAGACUGUGGUAAAUAUACAGAGAGAUUUUGAGGGCUGCAACACUCUUAGAAUGUACUUUGGUCAGCUUCAUUUUCUGCAGAGUCGUGUUCCCAUGGCAGCUGGCCAGGAAGCUGCAGUGCCCGCAACAUGGACGGAUCUAUUUUCAGGGAGAAAUAUCACGCAUGAUGAUAUUACCUAUGAGCAGGCCUGUGUCCUUUAUAACCUUGGUGCCUUGCACUCUGUUCUGGGAGCUGUGGAUAACCGCCUAUCUGAGGAGGGGAUGAAAGUGUCCUGUACACAUUUCCAGUGUUCUGCCGGGGCUUUCUCCUAUCUGAGAGACCACUACAAUCACAGCUACAGCUCUGACAUGAGCAGCCAGAGCCUGUCAAUCAACAUCAGCCUCAUGCUGGCACAGGCUCAAGAGUGUCUCCUGGAGAAAACUCUACUAGACAACAGGAAGAGUCAUUUGGUAGCAAGAAUUUGUGCCCAGGUGUGUAGCUAUUAUAAGGACUGUCUGAGGGUUUUGGAUAACUCUGAAUGUGUGCCAGGAAGGAUUCAGAAGGAGUGGAGGAAACUCAUCUGCCUGAAGAUAAGCUACUUCAGUGGCAUUACAAAUUUGCAUAUGGGAAAGCAGUCAGAGGAGCAGCAGAAAUUUGGAGAGGCUGUUGCUUACUUUCAGUCCUCCCUAGACAAAGUGAAUGAGGCAAUUAAGCAGAGCAAGGGUCAAUCGGAAACUGUGCAGGAAGCUCUGAAAUUCACAAUGGAUGUGAUUGGUGGGAAGUUUAUUUCAGCUAAGAAAGAUAAUGAUUUCAUUUACCAUGAGUCUGUGCCUGGUAUAGAAACACAUGCAGCAGUAAAAGGUGCAUCCUUGGUGAAACCCCUUCCUGUGACCCCAACUGAUCAGAGUGUCACUGGUCCUGACCUCUUUUCUAAACUUGUUCCCAUGGCAACUCAUGAGGCCUCUUCCCUUUACAGUGAAGAGAAGGCACAGUUACUUAGGGACAUUGUGGCCAAGAUAGAGGACAAAAACCUAAUCCUUGAGAGAUUUAUGGAGUCUCUAAGCAGUGACUCUGUGUAUAAAGUUGACAUGUUUAAAUCACUUCCUGAUGCUUUGUUGGAAAAAUGUGCAUUUCUCAGUGUACGACCAGACACUGUCAGGAACCUUGUUCAGGCCAUGCAAGCACUAUCAAAUGUGUACACUGACGUGGGCUCAUCUCUGGAGGAGGUCCAUACUGCCCUGGAGGAAGAUGAGGCUGGGGAGAAGAGUUUGAUGGAGGUGGUAGGACAGAAAGGACUGCCAGCGAGGCCUCCAGCCCUGCAGGAGAUUCAGAAAGAUAUGAAGAAAUAUGAGGCUGCCCAUCAGGCAGCUAGCCACACUAACACUGAGCUCCACAGAGCCAUCAACCAACACAUACCAAACCUACGUCUGUUGCAGGGGUCUGUUGAGGAACUCAGAAAUAGCCUGCCUCAGCCACAACUCAGCCAAGACGAUAUGGCUUCCUUGCAAAAAAUGAAGACCAUUCUCAAAAAAGUUGAUGAAAUGCGGAAGCAGAGGAUCUUAUUGGAGAGCCAGCUUCGUGACCUUAUUCAUAAAGAUGACAUAACUGGAGUCCUGGUAACCGCAGAUCGUGUUGAGAUCAAGACAUUGUUUGCAGAACAGUUGAAGAAAUAUGAUCAACUGAAAGGGUAUAUAGAACAGAACUUGGUAGCCCAGGAUAACUUCCUGAAAGCCCUAACCGAGUCUAAUGUGAAGUACGCUCCUGUACGCAAGACGCUAACGCUCACAGAGCAACAGUGGAACAGCACUGUGCAUUCUCUGAUUGCCUCAUUUGAGGCUUAUGAGGAAUUUAUGAAGAAGGCUGAGGAGGGCAGAAACUUCUACCAGGAUCUGGACAAGAAGACUUCAUGCCUGUUGGAAAAAACCAAGUCCUAUUGUCAAACCAGAGAGGGGGAGCGAGUUUCCUUGCUGGAAAGGGAGAUUGGAAAAACACCACCUCCCAGAUCUACUGGCCAAAAGCCUGUGGUUGGGCAGAAAGUUCUUGGUUCUAGAUCUGGACCCUCCAGUCUUGAGGCUGUAGGUCCUUCUCUCCCCCAUUUUGGUGCUGGAGAAGAUCUUCCACAAGAACUGCGAAGCCUCCCUUCAAACAUGAAUUUUGCCCGAGGUACUCUGUUUCCAAACCCACAAUUUCCCAAUACAGAUCUAAUGCUCAGACAACCGUUGGCACAUCAUCUUCCACCAAAUCAUGCACCUUAUGGCCAAGCGUCUGGGCUUCCACAGCCCUCUGCACCCCUUCAGAUCCCUAGGCUGCCACAGCAGUUCCAAGCAAGAUCAGCUGGAGGCGUCACACCUGUCUAUCCUCAGGUUAACCAGUUGACCGCUUCACAGAUGCCUACUCAGGGAUACAAUCCAGCUCUAUGGCAGCAAGGCCAUAGUGAACCCAUUGCUGUUUCAGGGGGGUACACUGUGCCUCCACAGAUGGGGCAGAUGCCUCAAAAUUUAAUUAGGCCUGGUCUACCAGGGCCACAAGAAUCCAUGCCAAACUCCCUUGGGCAGCAGAUGCCAACUGGUAUGCCUCAGUCUUCCUCUGCCCAACCAGUCCUGCAGGGAACCUCGUACCAAAGCGUUACCCCCCAGCCGGGACAAAGUGCUCCCUCAACCACACCAAGAAAUGCAUAUCCUGGGCAAAUCCUGCCACCCUUCCAACCUGGACAGUACCAGCCUUCCAGGCCAGUCCAAGCACAGCAACAGUCUGACUUCCCAACCAGCUACAGACCAGUAUUAGUUCCACAUACUCAACCCCAGCAUGGUCUACCAGGCCAAAUAAAAGUAACCCAAUCGCAGUCUGGUCCUUCUAAUCAGUUCCAUCCUGGACAACUUCCACAAAACAGGACUCAGCCUUAUAUGGGCUAUGCUCCCACAUCUUUUUCAUCCUCGCAAACUCAGCAACUCUCUGCACCCAUCCAAAAUCCACAGCAAGUGCAGCCAGGGUCUCAAAUAUUUCCACAUGUACCCUUCAGCCAGAAUUCUCAAAUUACUUUUGGUCCUCAUCCAUCCACUCAUCCCACAAUGCCACCUGGAGCUGUACCAGUUCAAGGCAGCAUGUAUUCAUUUGCAUCACCACACAUGGGCCAACAGACCAUUCCUCCCCAAUUCAACUCCAUGUUUAAUGGAACAGGAGGACAACCCAUGUACACUCCAAGUCAAAGCCAAAUAUGUGGCCCUCAAAAUGUGGCUCGCCCUUUGUCAGGACAAGCAGUUGUACCAGUGAUGGAUAAUCCAGUUCCUCCCUCACUUGCUAGCACUCUUGUACCUGCUCACAUCUCACCCCAAAGCCAGAUCUCCACUACUAAGCCAGACAUACCCUCCUCUUCCUUGGAAAUCCAAAAUUUGGAGCCACAAACCACAUCAAGUGCUGCCCUCCCUCUGGAGGUAGUGUCUGACUCCACUUCAUUUCUGGAUUCUCUCCAGAACAAAGUGGAUCAUCUCUGCAUUGAAUCCCAGAGUAAAGCAUCUGAUUGUGGAGUGGAUAAAGGCAAAAAUGUCAAGUCAGAAUUGGGCAACAGUUGUGCAGAUGUCAUCAAUGGUAGUCAGGAUACCAUGCAGAGCACAAUCCGUAACGAUGACACUGUACCAGGGGUGCCGAAAAAAAGAGACAUUUGGUGAUUUGGAUCCUUUGUGGUCACUAAACAAGAUAUGAUGCCUGAACACACUUCUACAUGUACUAACACAUAAUUGCACUUUACUUACACACUAUGAUAUAUUAAAUUGACUAAAUUAAAGCAAAUUUAAAAUAUUAUAUUAUUACUAUAUGAGGGACUCCAAAUAAAGUCCAUAUAUUAUAUUAAUUAUAUAAUUAUAAAAUUAUAUUCUUGUGUCCCGUAUCAUGCUGUUUUUCUAAUCCUAAAUAGCACUUUAAUCUAAACUCUAUCCAUUGAAUGAUGAUGUUGAUAAGGAAGAGGUUGAUUGUGUAUGUUACUAAUUUGUUGAAUUUCCAUUGUUUCAUAAACUAAAACUUUGAUACAAAUAUACUCUUCUAGCGUUUACAUUUACUUUUGUAAUACAGUGUAAACAUAGCUUUCUUAUUGCUCUGUAUACACCAUAAUAUUUUUACUGUUUACAAAAGUGGGUAUAAGACUGUAUUGUGCCGCAAUAAUUUGAGACUUAAAAAAACAAAUCUCUUCUUUGGAUAUGUUGCUUGUGUUAAAAAUUCAACAUUAAAUCAGUUG
Xyrauchen texanus (razorback sucker) is the source of this 4457-nucleotide messenger RNA. Its product is annotated as tyrosine-protein phosphatase non-receptor type 23-like. The record is from RefSeq and is a predicted model, not a curated record. Gene Ontology annotation, biological process: endocytic recycling; protein transport to vacuole involved in ubiquitin-dependent protein catabolic process via the multivesicular body sorting pathway; early endosome to late endosome transport. Gene Ontology annotation, cellular component: endosome. NCBI's taxonomy places the organism in Eukaryota, Metazoa, Chordata, Actinopteri, Cypriniformes, Catostomidae. Gene Ontology annotation, molecular function: protein binding.